Messenger RNA from Ixodes scapularis (black-legged tick), 757 nucleotides. RefSeq lists its product as uncharacterized. The transcript has a single exon. The record is from RefSeq and is a predicted model, not a curated record. The annotation marks the transcript as partial. Gene Ontology annotation, molecular function: nucleic acid binding; zinc ion binding. Lineage: Eukaryota; Metazoa; Arthropoda; Arachnida; Ixodida; Ixodidae.
ACAACCCUUGGCGUCCGGAUGACCCUCAAAGAGGGACUCCCACUGGAAAGCUUUCCCCACCAGCUUCGGCUCGGCGGGGGCAACGUCUUGGUAGUGGUCCUCGGGCGCGCACCGAUAUGUCACCGUUGCCGUCGCACAUGGCAUAUUCGCCGUGAUUGCAAGGCGCCUCUGUGCUCCGAGUGCCGCGUCAUCGGACACGAGACCAGGGGUUGUGUCAAGACCUACGCCCGUGUAGCCGGCAGCAGAGCCACCGAGGAAGCUUCCGAGCUGCUGAUGGACGAAGAGGAGGCGGAGGAAGCAGCAGCACGGGUGUCCCCGAAGGAGCUGCCAGGACAGAGCCAGCCGCAAGGAGAACAGGGGGGCUCAAGAGAGGUAGAGGCCGGGGCUUCUCAAUCGGCGCCAACGCUCAAGACGGCUUCAGAAGGAAGCUAUGAAGCCUCCGACAAGGAGGGGAAGGCGACGCCGGAAGACACCGUAGAGGACCCUCAGCCCAAAGAUAGUGAAGAUGUCAAGGGUGGCGACGAAGACAUCGUCAUGACCACUGAAAACUGGGCGGUGAAACGAAGGCUGGAUGACUCUGCAUCUGGGAGUGGGGAGGCAAAGCUGCGCCUCGAACGGGAAUGGUGCGGCAAAGUGGGGCGGUACAAGUCCCGGCCUGAGUGACCGAAACGCCGCACGGAGUACACGAAGUGAGUUCUCUCGUACGCCGCUAUUCGUCUCACACUCUAAGUGCCGUGCUCUCGUACUGGCCUCCCUC